AUGGCUUCUGCCCCGCCAGUCACCUCCGUCGGCCACGGCGGGUCAACGCAGAAGACCACGUUCAACAUCGGCACGCGCAAGUCGAAGCUCGCCCUCUUGCAAACGGAUAUCGUGCUGGAAGCGUUGAAGAAGGCGUGGCCAGGGUAUGAAUUCAAUGUGCAAUCAAAAGACACUGCGGGGGAUCAGAAUACUACGAUUGCUCUGCGGGACUUCGUUACCAAAAAUCUCUGGACUCAGGAAUUGGAGGAGUUGCUUGUCGCUGGGCAUCUAGAUCUCAUCGCUCACUCCCUCAAAGGUAAGCGCCCAGACUGUUCUUGUAUGUACACCUCGUGCCUUUCUCCGUCGCUGACGCCGCUGGGCCCCUCACUAGAUGUACCGACGCUCCUGCCCCCCACGUGCGCGUUGGGCGCCAUAAUGGAACGCGAAGAUCCACGAGAUGUGUUGGUUAUGAAGAAGGGACUGCCGCACUCGACUCUCGCCGAACUGCCAGCAGGCUCCGUAGUCGGAACAUCCUCUAUACGACGCACGGCUCAAUUGGCCUUGAAGUACCCGCAUUUGAAGGUCCAGGAUGUUCGUGGAAACAUUGGGACACGUCUGUCUAAGCUAGACGCGGAAGAUAGCCCCUUCACCUGUCUCAUACUGGCUGCGGCAGGUUUGCUGCGUUUGGGUCUUGAGGACCGCAUUUCUCAGUAUCUCGACUCCAAGAAUGGCGGCAUGUUGCAUGCAGUCGGCCAGGGAGCGAUUGCUGUUGAAAUUCGCGCCAACGACAACGCCGCUAUCGAGUUGCUGAGCAAGAUCGGACAUGAGCAAACCACACUGGCAUGUUUGGCAGAACGCAGUCUCUUGCGGACCUUAGAGGGCGGUUGCAGUGCACCGUUAGGCGUGGAGUCUGAUUGGAUCCAAGAGGCUGAUGGGAAGCCAAAAUUGCGUAUGAGAGCAAUCGUUGUCAGUGUCGAUGGCUCUCGUAGUGCUGAAGCCGAAGUCACCGGUAGUGUUGAGUCACGUACGGCCGCCGAAGCGUUUGGCUUGGAGGUUGCGAAAGAGCUGGUUGCUAAGGGAGCGGGUUCCAUUCUCGAAGAGAUUAAACGUAAUAAGGCGACGUCGUGA
Molecule: messenger RNA, 1107 nt
Organism: Rasamsonia emersonii CBS 393.64
Lineage: Eukaryota; Fungi; Ascomycota; Eurotiomycetes; Eurotiales; Trichocomaceae
Product: Hydroxymethylbilane synthase
Exons: 1
Coding region: 1-1107 (368 amino acids)
Biological process (GO): heme biosynthetic process
Cellular component (GO): cytoplasm
Molecular function (GO): hydroxymethylbilane synthase activity
Source: RefSeq, a predicted model, not a curated record